AUGUCUGAGAGAUUUAAGUCUCAUAUUGAUGAAUGGAUUUCCUUUGCAACUCGAAAUCGUGUUUCUGAGCUUGAACUCGACUUCGGUGGUUGGCCUAGACAUGAAGGUUUUGACAAUUAUCAUGUUCCUCUCCAUGUGUUUGCACGAGAAGAGAUGAUGUUAUUAAAUCGUUCCUCUCCCAAUGUUAGAAGCUUUGUGUCUUUAAGAGAUCUCCGACUUAGGUCUGUAAACCUUUCAGACCAAGUAUUUGACAUAAUUUUAUACAAUUGUUCCUCUCUAGAAAAUUUUCAUUUGACGCAUAAUUGUGGGCUAGUUAAUGCUAAGAAUACAGCUCCUCACCUAAAGCUGAAAUCACUGAAGCUGCAGGGUUGUUAUGACUUAAAUAAAUUGGAACUUUUGGCCCCAAAUCUUGUGUCAUUCAUGUAUGAAGGAGGUUAUAAGGUAAGAUUAUGUAUUAAGGAUGCUCCACAGCUUGCAUCCCUGUGCCUAUCAGUUGAAACUGGUUUAAAAUCAGAUAUGCACCCGAUAUUUCCUAGAGGAAAAAACUUUAUUUUCAACCAGUUCUCCUCUUAUCUCCCUAAGCUGGAAUCUAUGGUUGUCUCAGUUGCUCUUUUUGAGGAUAUGAGUAAUUUUAUGGAACUUUGUGUGUUUAGCAAUCUAAAAACUCUGGCGUUGGAUGCAAAUUCAUCUUCAAUACGACUAUGUUGCCAAGUAGCGGCUUUUAUAAUCAGUGCAGCCCCAUACUUGGAGCUACUUGAGCUACAUCUUUCACCAACAAGAGCUUCUCUCAAGGAAAUGGAAGCACUAGAAUUGCCGUCUAUGUCUCCACAUAAGAACCUUAAAGAGGUCAAGUUGUCUGGCUUUAGAGCCGAUGUAUAUACCAUAGACUUUCUUGCCUAUCUUGUUGAAUGCACCGAUUCUCUCCAGAAGAUUAAUCUCAGUGCAUAUGCUACUGAUAGGUCUGGAGAUGAGUUGUUUGUGCAAAACCGUUUAAAAUGGAGGGCAGAUGAGGCUGAAAAUUGCAAGAUAUGUGUGCAGGAACUCAGGAAAAUAUUGUAUACAAAUGUCCAGCUGAUAUUUCAUGAUUAGUAGUGGCUGAAUUGUCCACUUAUUUUUUUUUUAUUAUUUAACUAAAAUAUAAAAAUACUGUAAAUUUAGCAUUUAUUUGUGUUUUCUGCUUAUAGAAUUAUGUAAUCAGCCAGUGCCAAAAUUGUUUCAAUAAUUACCCUUUUAUAUUA
Molecule: messenger RNA, 1238 nt
Organism: Chenopodium quinoa (quinoa)
Lineage: Eukaryota; Viridiplantae; Streptophyta; Magnoliopsida; Caryophyllales; Amaranthaceae
Exons: 3
Coding region: 1-1089 (362 amino acids)
Source: RefSeq, a predicted model, not a curated record